Messenger RNA from Lachancea mirantina, 1227 nucleotides. Lineage: Eukaryota; Fungi; Ascomycota; Saccharomycetes; Saccharomycetales; Saccharomycetaceae. The record is from the annotation of a GenBank genome assembly.
AUGGAUCAGUACAGAGGCGGCAAAAGAAGCUCCAUAUCGUUUGGAAGCUACCAGAGACCCUCCGUGAAUUUUAACCAGAGCGCCUCGUCGUAUUACACGCCCAGACAGGUUUACGCGGGACAGCAAAAUUCUCAAAACGGGAACAGAAUCAGGUCUUGCAACUACGAAGCAUCUUUCCCGCUGUUUGCAUUGGACUGGAGUACACAGGAUUAUGUGGCUUUGGGCUCUUACAAAGAGGACGCGUUCAACAAGCUACAAAUAAUUCAUUCUGCAGACUUGGCGACGUGGGACCGGGUCUGCGAGGCCAAUGUCGUUUUCCCAAUUUCAAGGGUGCAAUGGUGUCCCGACGGCGGGUCGCAACAGCUUGCUACUUGUUCAGAUUCGCUAAGACUCUGGACUUUUGCAGAUUGUCAAUUGCGAGAACAAGUCAAUUUGUCGCUACGACGUUACAAUAAGGGCGCCGUAGCCACCGUGGCGUCAGUGGGCCAGCUACCGCCCGUAACUUCGUUCCAAUGGAAUGCGAUUGACACAAAUAUGCUAAUAUCUUCGUCCAUUGACACGACUUGUACCGUGUGGGACCUGCAAUCGCCCAAUUCCAUCAAGACGCAGCUCAUAGCGCACGACAGCGAGGUGUUCGACGUCAAAUUUCUGACGCAGUCGACGCAGCUGUUCACGAGUUGUGGCGGUGACGGCAGCGUGCGUGUUUUCGACCUAAGAAGUCUCGCGCAUAGUACUAUUAUCUAUGAACUCAUGCCCUCGGGCACUACCGCGGCCGCAGCGGAAUUGGCACACACAGGCGGCAGCAAAGCGCUUCUGCGGCUCGAGCCGUCGCCCUUCGAUCCGAACGUGGUCGCGACUUUUGCACAGGACUCCAAUUCCGUCGUAAUCCUCGACAUGCGGUUCCCCGGUUCCCCGGUUUUGACACUAACGGGCCACACUGCCGCGGUCAACCAGAUUCAAUGGCACCCAUUCAAGCGCAAUGUUCUGUUCAGCUGUGGCGACGACUGCCAGGCGUUGUACUGGGAUCUCAGCUCGUCGCUACACGCCGCUCCAUCUUCGACUACGUCGUCUUCCAAAUGGAACCCUAAUAACCUAGCGCAUACCUCAGACGUGCCUCAGAUGGCCUACAACGACGAAGUCUACGAGAUCAACAAUCUGGUGUUACGUCCUAAAGGAGACUGGCUUGGUUGCACUCUGGGUCGUCAAUUUCAAGGUGUCCGGGUAUGA